CUGGAUUUCGCCUUGACAGCUUGGACAGCAUCCUCUAGACAGAUGAAAAUUGAUCUCUCAGACAACAUCAGGAAUUCGUUAUCUCCUACUACAUCUGAAGCUCAUAUCUUCAAUUGACCUUGUUGGUGGCAGUCCAAGGUCGCCGCAUAGUUUGGGGGAUUGGAUGAGGAUGGACCAUGCACCAAUGGCCGCAUGGUCCGCCGUAGGAGCUUGUUUCUGCCUCAGGCUUUGAGAUCAGCUCCGAUAACAGUGGCAGCACCACCUGAACGAAGGCGAUCCCUGAUACAUCCCACUUGUUGAUCUGGUUGUCCCCCAAAUCAACUACAUCCCCAGUUUGGUUGUCCUUUUACAACCCCAGUCACUUCAAAUCACUCUCAGUUCCCUACCUACUAUAAUCAGGUGUCUCUACCCGCCACCCUUCUUUCAACUAUCCUAAUCACAACGCUCAAAUCUACUGCGGGGCUUCACCAUGGCGGACCGACACUCCGUGCAGCUUAGCCUCAACAGUCUGCUCUCUAAGCUGGGUGAUCCCGAUCCGGACAUGAGAUAUAUGUCUCUGAAUGAUCUGCUCGGGAUCCUAAACAGCCCCAGCUCUACAUUUUUGGCCCACGACCAAGGUGGCUCAUCAGCGCUGGCCGAGUGUUUAUUGAAGGCCCUGGACGACCAGCACGGCGAUGUCCAGAAUCAAGCGCUGAAAUGCCUUGGCCCUCUCGUCCUCCGAAUGCCCUUCGAAAGCCUCGCGUUGCUGCUUGAAAAGCUCACGAACCUAACAGCCUCCCAGACCAUUGAUACCUCCGUCCCGAACACCGCUUUGAGAUACAUCGUUACAGCUCUACCUCGCCCUCAGGCUGGGCAGCCCCCCAGUCAGGAGGCGACCAUGGCUUACUCGGCUGUAUCUCGGGGGCUCAUCCCUCGUUUGACUGGCCCAACCCCAUCUCCUACAAGUCGGAGAGGCUCCAUCGUCAAGGGAAUGCUGGAAAAGGAUCCAUUAAAGGGUUUCAGUAGUGACGCGAUCGACGUUCUGAUUCAAGUCGUAACUUGUUUUGGUCCUUUGCUGAAAGAACCCGAAUUGAGCGCCUUGCAAAAUUCCGUCAUGUCCAUCAUCGAUAACGACACGGCUGGUACCGUGGUUACAAAGAGGGCUCUGGCGGCUAUUUCAGCCCUCGUCUUCCAUUUCUCGGACGCUCAGCUUAGCGCUUUUGUAGGGGGGCUCGUGCAAAGAUUCAACUCCACACAGCUUAGCACUGUUCAUCGGCGUCACCUGAUUGCGGCUGUUGGUGGUAUAGCUAAAAGCGCCCCGGCUAAGUUUGGUCCUCAUCUGCCUACCCUAGCCCCAUUUAUCUUUUCUGCUGUGGGCGAGGAUAACCUACCACAAGCAGCCGAAUCACUCCUCCCUCCGACCUUCUUGUCUAUCUUUUCUCUUCUCUUCUCCCACUACACAUCUCAUCACCCGUACCAGAAUAUUUACUGUCUCCAUUACCCUGCAUCUUAUUCGGGACUACAUUUUACCACCCCAUACCUUCUCACCAUGCACAUGCUUCGCUUGGUUGCUUCUGGCCUAGGUCUUGUAGCGUGCUCGACUGCGCGCAAUAUCAUCAACCUACAGCCUGACCAUCAAGGGACACGCCUUCUACCUCUUAGUCAUGGAAAUUCUUCUGCUCAGGACCUUGUGGGGCGUGGUGCUAGCAAUCGAUGUGGCCCUGACGUUGGCAAAUGCGCACCGGGUAAAUGCUGCUCAACUGCUGGUAACCACUGCAGCUCUCCCGACUGCCAGAUCGAUUAUGGUCAUUGCGACGCUCAUAUAACCCCAGGAGGUCCGCCUACUGACAAGAUUCCCCGGCCUCUGAAUGGCAACGUCCCCUAUGGUCCACGCUUCAUUCGGUCUUGUACUGUUCCGGGAACCAUUGCUCUGACUUUUGACGAUGGUCCCAAGGAAUACACGCAGGACCUUCUUGACCUUCUCGACAAAUAUGAGGCUAAAGUGACGUUUUUUGUUACGGGAAACAACAACGCGAAGGGCGAGAUUGACAGCCCUGGGAUGCCUUGGGCGUCACUGAUUCAACGUAUGCACCGCAGUGGACAUCAAGUUGCAAGCCAUACCUGGUCGCAUCAAGACCUCAGCAAGGUUACGCAAUCGCAGCGCCGGGUUCAGCUGCUUUGGAACGAAGUCGCGCUUCGUAAUAUUUUGGGGACAAUCCCCACUUACAUGCGCCCCCCAUAUUCCAGCUGCACGGCGGAAUCCGGCUGUCUGAAUGAUCUUGGCUCGCUCGGGUAUCAUGUCAUUCUGUAUGACAUCGACACUGAAGACUACAGCCAUGAUAGUCCGGAGGCGAUCCAACGAUCCAAGGACAUUUUCGAUCGGAACUUGGACUCUCGGAUAGAGUUUGAUAGGCCCUGGCUCGUUAUCGCUCACGACGUCCAUGAACAAACAGUGCACAACCUCACCGAGUACAUGUUGAAAAAGCUUAUUGCGGAGGGUUACCGCGCGGUGACAGUUGGCGAGUGCCUCGGUGACCCCCCAGAGCUCUGGUACCGCAAGGAUGACAAUUUUGACGACCGCAAUAUACGGAAAUCCAACAAGACCAAGAACUCGGAUACCAAACCCGUGUCAGUUGACGGCAUGUGUGGCGAGAACACCUCGUGUCUUGGAUCGCGGUUUGGUCCUUGCUGCAGUAGCACUGGUUUCUGUGGAAGCAUGUCUUCAUUUUGCGGUGAAGGGUGUCAGCCCGAUUCUGGUUCGGCCAAAAAGCCCUCCAAAUCGGAUGCAGGGUCCCUGCUGCAGCUGAGCCCAUCCGUGGCGGUUGUGAUAUUGUUGACCCUUAUGGUGUUGAUGGAAUAA
Molecule: messenger RNA, 2839 nt
Organism: Aspergillus sclerotioniger CBS 115572
Lineage: Eukaryota; Fungi; Ascomycota; Eurotiomycetes; Eurotiales; Aspergillaceae
Product: glycoside hydrolase/deacetylase
Exons: 5
Coding region: 470-2839 (789 amino acids)
Biological process (GO): carbohydrate metabolic process
Molecular function (GO): hydrolase activity, acting on carbon-nitrogen (but not peptide) bonds; chitin binding
Source: RefSeq, a predicted model, not a curated record